Molecule: messenger RNA, 919 nt
Organism: Clupea harengus (Atlantic herring)
Lineage: Eukaryota; Metazoa; Chordata; Actinopteri; Clupeiformes; Clupeidae
Gene: mmab
Product: metabolism of cobalamin associated B
Molecular function (GO): corrinoid adenosyltransferase activity
Source: RefSeq, a predicted model, not a curated record
UAGACACAUCACUAUGAAUGUAAAUACGAGGAUAGCAAGAGCAACAACCUUGCCUUCUUGUUACGAAACUGAUCAAUAAUGGCAGUUGCUGUGACAAACCGGUUGCAUAUGCACUGUAUAUUUUGGACAAGACAGUGUGCACAGUUGUACAGGAUACGGCGUGUAUGUAGCAAAUAUAGAAGCUUUGCCACCAAGUCUGAUGAAGAGAGUAGAGGUCCGAAAAUUUACACAAAAACCGGAGAUAAAGGAUUUUCCAGCACAUUCACUGGUGAGAGAAGGCCAAAAGAAGACUGCAUUUUCGAGGCUUUGGGAGCUACAGAUGAGUUGUCGUCCGCCAUAGGGUUGGCAAGGGAAUUUUGCAAGGACAAGGGACAUCCAUUCAUAGAAGAACUUGAGAAGAUUCAGUGUGUGUUGCAAGAUGUGGGAUCUAAUGUUGCUACCCCUCUUUCAUCAGCUAGAGAGAGUCACAGAGUCAAGACCAAGUUUAGUCCCCAGCCUGUGUCAGACCUCGAGAGUUGGAUUGACAAGUACACAGAGGAGCUGCCACCACUGACUAAUUUCAUAUUACCUUCUGGAGGAAAGAGCAGUGCGUCUCUGCACGUGGCUCGCGCAGUGUGUCGUAAGGCAGAGCGAAGUGUGGCUCCUAUUGUUCGCUCAGGAGAGGCUGAUCCCGACGUUGCCAAGUUUCUAAACAGACUGAGUGACUACCUGUUCACACUGGCCAGGUACGCCGCCAUGAAAGAGGGAGCGGCUGAAAGCAUCUACAGUAGACCUGAAUGACAUCCAUGUGCGUUUAGGAGAAAGUGGGUAAAUUCCUAAAUGAGAUGCAGAGACUGGAUUUUUUUUUUUUGGGCUGUGAAUUAAUUUCACGUAUCUUUAUUUGACCUUGAACUAUUAAAUCAAAUCAAAUCAAAUCAAA